AUGAGCUCCGACGACAAACAAGAGCCCCCGACGAGAAUCUCAACUCCAGAACGUCGAAGGAACAAUAAUCCACCAGAUGUUGAUCAGGAAAAGCAGCUCCAAUUCGAAGGGAAUAAGUUUCUUAGUCAAUGGUCAGCAGCUUUACUGGGGCAUGAAGGAAUAUGCCUUGUUGUUAAAGUGACAGAAGUUCAAAGUGUUUUUCUCAACUGCUCUGAGAAGGAGGAUGCAUGGAAGCUUGGGCUCAUCAACCUUAUUUACCAGUGUCUCUUUGGAUCUGAUAAUAGGAAGAGGGUAUGUUUGAAGAUCUUCAGCAUGGUGGAGGAUAUGGAAAUGUUCCUUCAAUUUCCAUGGGGAAAGGUGUCAUUCAAUUCAACUUUGAAGGGUAUUGACAAGGACAUGAAACAUCUUCGGCAGCUAUAUGUAGAGAAGAAGGAAACUUGCAAGGGGAACUGUGAUGUUGCUUAUACUAUUAGUGGCUUCGCCAUAGCCUUCCAAGUUUGGACAUAUUUGGUUAUGAAGACAUUUGUCCCCAAAUUUGCGGAUAUGAUCGAGGAAAAACAUACAUGCCCAAGGAUAUUACUUUUUACAGCCUCCAGAAGCAACACCAACACUAGCCAAGAGGUAUCCAAUGCCCUUUUCAAAUGCAAUGUCUUUAACAAGAUUCAUGAGUCUGAGGAAGAGAAGAGGAACUACUGUGGGGAUGACUUUGAAGAAAUGGGAGAUUACAUUUAUGAUGAUUUAUUUGAGGUGGAUGGUAGGAAGAGAAAGAAUGAAGAUGGUACUCCCAAACAAAUGCCCAAGAGGAGAACAAUUAAAAGGACAGCAAUUAAGAGGAACGAGUCUAGUGAUGAAUCUAGCGAAGACAGCUCUCGGUCUACUACUCGUGAAUCAAGCCAUGUCCAUUCAGCAACGAGUCCUCAAAAGAAAGAAGACAGUUCUCCUACUAGGCAAGACAAGUUUGAUGACAAGUUUGACAAUCCGGUGACUAAAGCCCAGAAUGAUGACAAGUUUGAUGAGCUUACAAAGGAUGUGAAGGAGUUGACAAGGGAUGUGAAGGAGCUGAAAACUGAAAUGAAGGUAAUGAAAGAGGAUCAAUGGGUUAUGUUCAAUCACAUAAUCCAAUUAUUGGGUGAAAUAAAACAACAAAAGAAUGAUGUUUCUGCUGCUGAUGAUUUAGUGGAGAAGGAUUUGGAAAUCAACAAAGAUAUUGCUGAUGAGAAUGAUGAUAUGAUAAACAAUGCUGCUGUUGUUGAUGAUGACAAAGAUUCUUCUGCUGUUGAUGAUGCUUCUGCUGUUGAUGGUUUAGAGAUGAACAAAGAAGCUGUUGUUGAUGAUGAUCAAAACAAAGAUGUUGCUGCUGAAACUGUUGUUGUUGAAGCUGCUGCUGAUGAAGAGGCUGUUGAUGAUGAAGAGGCUGCAGCAGUUGUUGAUAAGAAUGCUGAGUUGGGAAAGAAAGAAUUGGCCACGAAGAAGAAGAGGAAGGUGGUUUUGGCCAAAAAUAGGUUGCAACAGUUGGGCAAGAAAAGGAAGAUGAAUGAAAAGGCUGACAUGGGAAAGAUGAAUGAUGAAGAGGCUGACAUGGGAAAGAAGAAUGAUGAAGAGGGACAGAGUUUUCGGAGAAAGAAGAGGUCCACACAAUUGGGGAACUACACAGAUCCUAAUGGAAAAUCCUUUAAACUCAUUGAUCCAGUAACUGUAAAUCCUCUUUUAGAUUAUGAUAGUGAACUGUUGGAUGAGUUGAAACAAUGGCUGAAGCUGGAGGAUGAAGACAAGAUAAAUCUGGUUCUUUUCCAUGCUGGUCGAGAAUUGUUUAACAGAAUGUUGAGGCCUCAGAAUUGGCUACAUGAUCAGCAGGAGAUAGAUGCAGCAUGUUACAUUCUUAAAAAAAGGGUUGCCAAUUUUCCCAAGACUUAUCAACCGAUGGAUUUCUCAAUACGUGACUGUAAUGUCUCUACGAGGUUGUCGUUACGUUAUUCAAAGUUCUCCAAAAAUCCACAAACAUACCAAUUCGACGAUGACUUGAUGGAAUAUUUCAGGGGUGAUGAAGGAAAAUUGAUGACUUCUUGGAUGAUUGUAGAUAAGUUAUAUUUCCCUAUGAAUCUGAAUAUGAAGCAUUGGGUCCUUUGUGAGGUGCAACUACAUGAUUGGUGCAUCAAUGUUUAUGACUGCGAACAAGGAUUUAUCAAAAAGAAUUACUAUGACAAGUUCAUGAAACCACUAUGUGAAAUGAUUCCAUAUAUCUUUCUAUUUGGAACGACCGAGUUUGACAGGAUCAAGUAUCCUAAGUUCAGUUUGGAAGGAAUGUCAUAUGUUGUAAUACCACACCCAAGAGUCCCCAAGUGCACGAAGAGUGGAGACUGUGGUCUUUUUACAAUCAUGUAUUUGGAGUACCUUACUGCCAAAUUGGAUAUAUCAGCUGUGACAUCAGAGAACAUGGUUUUUUGGAGACAAAAAUGGGCAGUUAGGUUGUUCCACCAUAUAAUAGACCCAUAG
Messenger RNA from Impatiens glandulifera, 2493 nucleotides. RefSeq lists its product as uncharacterized. Gene Ontology annotation, molecular function: cysteine-type peptidase activity. The record is from RefSeq and is a predicted model, not a curated record. Lineage: Eukaryota; Viridiplantae; Streptophyta; Magnoliopsida; Ericales; Balsaminaceae. The coding region runs from base 1 to 2493 and encodes 830 amino acids. Gene Ontology annotation, biological process: proteolysis. The transcript is spliced from 9 exons.